Naegleria gruberi is the source of this 1053-nucleotide messenger RNA. RefSeq lists its product as uncharacterized. The transcript has 2 exons. The coding region runs from base 1 to 1053 and encodes 350 amino acids. Lineage: Eukaryota; Heterolobosea; Eutetramitea; Acrasida; Naegleriidae. The record is from RefSeq and is a predicted model, not a curated record.
AUGAAGCGUCUAUUUCCAUCGACACAGGAAAGAGUUCGUGGUGUUCUCUUUGGGCUAGUGGCUGGUGAUAAGAAUCAUGGACCUCAAGCGAUGGGCAUAAUGGUUGGCAAGGCUUUGAUUGAUAAUAAGAAGAACAGUUCAACUUUGGAGAUGAAAGUGCCAUCCUCCGAACGUUAUUCAUUGGAAUUUAAUCAAUUAUUGACUAAUAUAUUGAAAAAUUAUUUGCAUUGGUAUCAUUCCAAGUCGAAGGGAUGGUAUGAUACUGGACAAAUUGGAAAGGAAAUAUUUGACAAGUUUAAAUCAGGAGAUUUUAAUGGAGAAUCAAAUGAUGUGAAGGAAUUGGAAACGCAAUUAUAUGAAGUGGCAAUUGUAGUGAGACAAUUGGAUAAUCAAUUGAAUGGACAAACUGGUGGAAUUAAUCCAGCUCAUAGAAAUGUAGUAUUGAGCAUGUACAAUAGAAUUAGUGAUGAUGAUUUGUUAAAGAUGGCAAAGGAAGAGACCAGAUUGACUCAUUAUUCAGUAUUUGCUUGUGAAGCAGCACAAAUGCAGAAUUAUAUUUGUAGAAGAUAUAUCAAAAUGAAUAUUUCUGAAAAUGAGCCAAGAUUAUCAAUUCUUGCAGUUUGUAAAGAGUUUGUGGAAAACAAUCAAUUGUCAAAGGAAUUUAAAAAUUCAUUGAAUCAAGUUUUGGAAAAUAAGGAAUUUCUGAGUGGAGAUUCGAAUGCAAUUGCUUUACUGAGAAAGUCCAUUUCAAGAGGAGGUUUUUCACCACAAACUUUGGCCUCUGCACUGUAUUUUAUCAUUCUUCAUACAAUGCUCAUGGAAAAUGAGUACACAUCUGAGAGAGAAAUGGCUGUGUCAUGCCUUCUCGAUUCGUUCCAAUUUGCUGGCAGUGCUAAUUAUUGUCCAGUAUUGGUUGGUCCAAUUCUUGGCUCAAUGUUUGGAGAUUCAGUUUUCUUUAACAACUCUGAGAGUGAAGAUGAUUUGCUCUCUCAUUCUAAACGAAUGGAGGAAGCCCUUGAAGUUUGUACUGAGCUUGCAGAUAUGUGGAAUUAA